AUGCAAUGUGAUUCUUUUGCACAUUAUGAAUUAUAAACAAUCUUAUCAGAAACAGAUUAUACUAAGAGAGCUACAAAAAUCAUUUGUACAAUAGGGUAAUAAUAAUUAUUAUAAUAUUUAUUAGUCCUGCUUGUUGGGAUGUCCCUACAUUAGUUUAAUUGAUUGAUGCAGGAAUGAGUGUAGCUAGACUCAAUUUUUCUCAUGGUGAUCAUAAGGUUCACGGAGAGACUGUGGCUAAAUUGAGAGAAGCUUUUAAAUAAAGGAAAGAAAAACCAGUGGCAAUUGCCUUGGAUACAAAAGGACCAGAAAUUAGAACUGGUUUAAAUAAAGAACAUAAAUAGAUUAUAUUAAAGAAAGGAUAGAAAUUGGAAAUAAGUAACAAUAAUCUUAUAUUCAGCCACCGAUUAUACAUUUGAAGGGACAUCUGAAUGUAUUGCAUGUAGUUAUUAAAGUUUAUGUAAAACUGUACAUAUUGGAUCAUAAAUCUUGAUAGCAGAUGGAACUAUAGUAACAAUAGUAGAUGAAAUAAAGGAAGUAAGAAAAAUUAUAAUCUUCAUUAAUAGUCCAGUGUAAUAGUAACAGUCUAAAAUGAAGCAUCAUUUGGAGAAAAGAAAAAUAUGUCAUUACCUGGAGCCAUAAUUGAUUUACCUACAGUUACUGAAAAGGAAGAAGAAGAUUUAGUUAAAUUUGGUUUAAAACAUAAUAUUGAUAUCAUCUUUUUGUCAUUUACUAGAAAAGCAUAAGAUAUUGAAGAUGUGAGAGAUAUUUUAGGACCUAGAGGCAGUGGAAUCAAGAUUAUAGCUAAAAUAGAAAAUUAAGAAGGAAUGCAAAAUUAUGAUGAAAUAUUAAAAUCAGCAGAUGGAAUUAUGGUGGCAAGAGGAGAUUUAGGAAUGGAGAUUCCACCUUAAAAAGUAUUCUAGGCUUAAAAAUGGAUGAUUAAAAGAGCAUUAGAUGUAGGAAAGCCUGUUAUUACAGCUACAUAAAUGAUGGAAUCUAUUAUAACUAAUCCUAGACCAACAAGGGCUGAGGCAUCAGAUGUAGCUAAUGCUGUAUUAGAUGGAACAGAUUGUGUUAUGCUUUCUGGAGAGACUGCUAAUGGAGCAUUUCCAGUUAUUGCAGUAGAAACUAUGGGAAGAGUAAAUUAUUUAUUUAUUAAUAGAUUUGUUGUGAAGCAGAGAAAUGUGUAGAUCAUGAAAAAACUUAUUGGAAUAGAAUUCAUGAUAGGGGAUAACUGGGAGAUAAAGAAGCUUUGGCUGCUUCUGCUGUUCAAAUGAGUUUUGAAACAAAAGCUCAUGUUAUCAUUUGUUUCACUCUUACUGGAGAAAUUGCUCGACUUGUUGCUAAAUAUAGACCAAGAGCUCCUAUUAUAGCAAUUAGGUUUUAGAUCUAAUCAAUUUAUUAGUACUGAAGAUAAAACAAUUAAAGGAUUAAGUAUGACAAGUGGAGUUACUUGCCUAAGAGUUCCAAGUUUUCAGGGAGUUGAUACUUUAGUAGAUUAUGCUAUUAAAUCUGCAAAGACAAGAGGAAUAAUUAAAACUGGAGACAAGGGUAUUGUUUUAUUAGGAGGGAGUGAGGAUAAUCCAGAUGAAUCUAACAUCUUAAAAGUAAAGAAAAUUAAUUGA
Molecule: messenger RNA, 1622 nt
Organism: Paramecium pentaurelia
Lineage: Eukaryota; Ciliophora; Oligohymenophorea; Peniculida; Parameciidae
Source: the annotation of a GenBank genome assembly